GUAGGUGUUUGGCCUUCUGAAGAGGUUCUAGCUUACUAUUGUGUGAAGAACCACAACAUGUUCAGGGGCCUUGCUGUAUGUGAGCUAGGAGGUGGCAUGACAUGCUUGGCUGGUCUCAUGGUUGCGAUUUCUGCAGAUGUCAGAGAAGUUCUGUUAACUGAUGGGAAUGAAAAGGCCAUCAAAAAUGUUAAAGAAACUAUUAAGAAAAACCUCCAUGCUGAUUUUUUCAGAGCUCACAACGUGACAGGAAGCAUUUUACGAUGGGAUAAUGAGAGAGACAUUUCUCUAUUGGAAGGACAUUUUGACAUUGUUAUGUGUGCUGACUGCCUGUUUCUGGACCAGUACAGAGUCAGCCUUGUUGAUGCAGUAAAAAGAUUACUGCAGCCCAAAGGAAAAGCAUUUGUCUUUGCACCACUAAGGGGGAACACCUUAAAUCAUUUCUGCAGUGUUGCUGAAAAGAAUGGCUUCUCCAUUCAAAGACAUGACAAUUACGAUGAGCAAGUGUGGCAGUUUCAUUCCAAACUAAAGAAUGAAGAAAACAAAAUUUAUGAUGAAAACCUCCAUUAUCCAAUCCUUCUCAUUUUGACUAACAAAGAAAAUAAUAUGGAUCUGAAGCAAAGCUAAUGUUUGAACAGAGUUACCUCUUUGCUUAGUUAUGCACAUAUGCCAGUACACCAAAGCACAAUCUGAGGAAAUAACUUUUCAGAAUGUUGCUUAAUUCCUUUCAUUGCACUACAAACAAAGGCUGCUGUUUUAUUACUGCUACUUUUUGUUCUUUUUUUUUUUAUAAAAGUAUGGAGCCUUACUCAAAAUGCAAAGCUCUGAGAAAUAAUAUGAUUAUACAUAUGUUUUCUUUGAUAAAAUACAGUUGGACCUUACUUAAGCUAUAUUUUUAUUAUCAAUUUUCAUGCAUUCAUGGAGCUUAUAUAAACUGUGAUCUAAUGUUUUUAGACCAUUUCUAGAACUAUUUUUUUGCCAGUGUUGUGAUUUUUUUCUUACGUGUGUUAAAUUUGCCUAAAAUAAAAUGUAUGACUUGCUUUAAUCUUUCCGUAUAUGAAAAGUGCUGCACUAGUUCCCCAUUGAGCAGAAAACGCGUGUCUUUUGCAUCAGACAAGAGUCUUGUAAACUUGACCACUUGCCCUGUGGACACAAUCUUUUGUCCAGCCUUCUGGCCCUCCUCUACAAUUAUGUGUGAUUAGUCUCAGUGUGGUAUGUCAGAAAGGGGGAGUGGGCUGUGUCCUAUUAUCUGUUUAGGUACAAGAGGAAGAACACAGAGCGGCCUGAAUAGCAAAUGAAUGCUUAUCAGUUAAAAAUGUAGGUUACAGGCCUCUAAACCCCUGUCUUGGGACCCUGAUUCAUGCAAUGUUUUAUUUUUAAAAACAGUAUUUGUUGUGUGUAUAUUUUUUAGUAAAUCAAAUAAAGUAACUUGUCACUUUUUACUGAAAUAAGAUGAAUAUGGCCAAAUGGCAAAACAUAUUGCAAGAUAAUACAAUAAAGUACUGUUUUUUUGUGAACAAACCAUAAUAUGGACCAUGCUAUGUAUGAAUAUAAUGCUGUUCUGAUAUAGUCUAGUACUGUGCUCUUCUGUACUGUAACACAUUGUAUUCCUUUUAAAAUGCUGUAAAAUGCCUUUCCACUUUAAAUAUCUAAUGAUUGAUUAAAAAAAACGUGAUCUGUA
Protopterus annectens (West African lungfish) is the source of this 1678-nucleotide messenger RNA. RefSeq names its product calmodulin-lysine N-methyltransferase-like. The coding region runs from base 58 to 624 and encodes 188 amino acids. The record is from RefSeq and is a predicted model, not a curated record. Lineage: Eukaryota; Metazoa; Chordata; Ceratodontiformes; Protopteridae. The transcript is spliced from 8 exons. Gene Ontology annotation, molecular function: calmodulin-lysine N-methyltransferase activity. Gene Ontology annotation, cellular component: cytoplasm.